Messenger RNA from Halichondria panicea, 2973 nucleotides. Its product is annotated as balbiani ring protein 3-like. The transcript is spliced from 3 exons. The record is from RefSeq and is a predicted model, not a curated record. Lineage: Eukaryota; Metazoa; Porifera; Demospongiae; Suberitida; Halichondriidae. The coding region runs from base 117 to 2777 and encodes 886 amino acids.
CAACGUGUCAUUUAAAGCAGAUGUUGACGUGUUUUCUGUAGAAGAAAAUAUACAGCAGGCCAAAUCAAAUCAAAAUCAACGGAACCGUUUCAAUACAACAGUGAGAGUGCAAGGACAUGAGGAGCCUAGCAAUCGUUCUCACACUAACUGCACUUGCAGUGGUGGCUCAAGCUACUGUGCACUGUCGUCCAAGAACAUGCUCUAGGGGAUAUUACUUCAACUACGAUACAUGCGCCUGUGACACCUGUCGAAUCACUACCUGCCCAACUGGACAACGCUUCAACGCAGAGAAGUGCAAGUGUGAGUGCAUUUACCGGCAAUGCUCAGAUGGGAAGACUUUUGAUGAGCAAUCCUGCGAGUGCAAAUGUCCUCAUCAACUUUACUGUGCCAGGCCGAGAGAGUUCAACUCCAACAGUUGCCAAUGCCAGUGCCGAGGAGACCAAACCUGCAAAGCUCCGUUUGAGUACAACCAGAAACUCUGUCGAUGCGUGUGCCCACAAAAACAAUACUGUCCACCUGGUAAAAUGUUCAGCUAUAGAAAAUGUGGGUGUGUUUGUUUUUUUCAGAGAGAUUGCCCCGAGCCCCAAGAGUUCAAUUCCGAGACCUGCCAAUGUAAAUGCCCAGCAAUUAAGUUAUGCCCGACUCCAAAACAGUUUAGCAGCAAAAGCUGUGAUUGCGAGUGCCCAAACAAAUAUGAGAUGUGUCUUUACUCGGCACAAAGAUACAAUCCGAAUUUGUGUCGAUGUGAAUGUCCCGUGGUUCGAAGGUGUCCACCUAGCCAAAUUUUUAACAAAAAAACAUGCCAAUGUGAAUGUCCAACACCAAAGCCUAAAUGUACCGCAGCACAAGUGUUUGAACCUGUCACCUGUCAAUGCAAAUGCCUGAACAGACCCUCAAAAUGCCCUUAUCCUCAGCAGGUAUUCGAUGAAGAGUUUUGUCGCUGCAAAUGCCCCAAAUAUCAGACUUGUCCUGGAGGCCAAGUAUUUAAUGGUCAGACUUGCGAAUGUGAAUGUCCAAUACCAAAGCCUAAAUGCAGUGCAAUACAAGUGUUUGACCCUAUCUCCUGUCAGUGUGAAUGUCCUCACAGACCCAAGAUAUGUCCCUAUCCUCAAGUUUUCGAUGAAAAAUAUUGUCGCUGCAAAUGCCCUAAAAAUCAGACUUGUCCUAGAGGACAAGUGUUUAAUGGUCAGACUUGCCAGUGUGAAUGUCCAAAGCCAAAGCCGACAUGUACCAAAGCUCAAGUAUACGAUGAAGAGUGCUGUGCUUGCAAAUGCCCUUACAAACCAGCUCAAUGUCCGUAUGGGCAGAUAUUUCAUCUUGAUACGUGUAAAUGCAGCUGUCCUGAGAUUCUUAAAUGCCCUAGAAGACAGGAAUUUGAUUACACUUCCUGCAAAUGCCGAUGUCCCAAACCCAUUCCAAAAUGUUAUCCUAAUCAACGAUUCAAUUACGUCUCCUGUGAGUGCGAGUGCCCAAAAGUACCUGAAUAUUGUCCAUACACGAACCAAACGUUCAAUGACACGAUUUGCGAAUGUAGGUGCCCUAAAAAACUGACAUGCCCGAAAGGACAACAAUUUAACGCUCAGAAAUGUGUCUGUGAGUGUCCUUACCCGUACCCAACAUGUACAUCAAAUCAAGAAUUCAAUUAUGGGAAUUGUAAAUGCGAGUGUCCUAAGAAACCAACAAAAUGUCCCUACUCUGCUCAGAUAUUCAAUUAUGAAUAUUGUAAAUGUGUCUGUCCUGUCAUAAAGAAAUGCCCGGGAAACCAGCGAUUCAACCGAGAGACGUGCGAGUGUGAGUGUCCAUAUUCUAGACCAUCCUGUACCAAAGCUCAAGUCUUCAACGAGAUAUCGUGUCGGUGUGAGUGCCCUUAUAUUCCCGAAAAGUGUCCAUACUCAACUCAAGUAUUCAAUGGUAAGACGUGUAGCUGUGUGUGCCCAUACAGUGAAGAAAGAUGCUAUGGAGGCCAAGUUUUCAAGAAAGAUGUAUGCGCCUGCGCUUGUCCAAAAAAACUAAACUGUACAGCCCCUCAAAAGUUCAACGAAUACUCAUGCCAAUGUGAGUGCCCAGAUCGACCCAAGUACUGCCCAAGAGGCAAAACCUUUAACGAAGGCACUUGUGAAUGCUCCUGCCCCAUCAAGACAUGCCCUCAAGGCCAGUACUUUGAUAGCGAUACUUGCAGCUGUGUGUGUAGCCACAAACCAUCCUGCCCCAGACAUAAAGUGUUCAAUACAACAACUUGUGAGUGUGAUUGUGCUUGGGUCGAGACUUGUCAAUCUCCACGAUAUUUCAGCCAUGACACAUGCGCUUGCGAAUGCCGUGCCAAGAAAGAUUGCCCUGUCAACCAAAAGUUUGAUCCAUACAAGUGUACAUGCAUAUGUAUCAAGAGCCCCUAUUGCGCGGCAAAUUUUGUUUUUGACAACCAGCAAUGCGACUGCAUCUGCAACCGUCGAUGCGCUCCACCUUUAACCCUCGACAAAACUAACUGCAAAUGUGUGUGCGAGAGAGAGUGUGGUCCUGGGAUGAAGCUAACUAGUGGCUGUGAAUGUGUGCCUCUAACCUGCAGCAAUGCUAAGACAUCCAAGGAAUGCUCUGCAGCUAGAUGCGACCAUAACCCCAACAAAUCUUGCACAUACACUCGCGAUAACCUGUGCCUCUGUCCCUGCUGUCUCACGAAGUCCGACCCUCGUUACAGUGCAUGGUGCCUGAACUGGUCGAGAUACGGAAGAUCACAAUGUACUUACAGGCAGAAUGCUGACUUCUGCAAGUGGGGCUGCUAAGUCAGCACUCAACUACCAUAGCUAUCAACGAACAAAUACUGCAGUAGAAUGUGUACGUAUAAUUAUGUAGCUGCUUAAAUCAUUAACGACGACUGUACAAAUAAUUAUACUGGUUAGAAUUCGUUUAUAUAAUGUGCAUACUAUAAUUAUAAUAGUGUGUGUUAAUACGCAUAAUUAUAAUUAUAAUUAUGAGAAA